AUGACGGACAUGUUUCAUACUGGAAUGUUUCUGAUAUUCUGUGGAUUUAUUGUUAGCUUUGGUUCAUUGAUCGAGUCACAAGAAUUACCUAGUUAUCCCGAUAGAAACUAUUCACGACGACCUAGUAUAGAAUCAAGAUUUGUUGCUGAUACAGGCCGACAUGAGGUUAAACUUACCGAAAAUUCAAAUGUGGCGUUACCAGAAUGGCUUAAACGACAAGGACAGAGUUUCGGGAACACAGACGCAAGAGUCAGUAGAGUAGAAACGUCUCGAAGUUCUGGAGGCACAAGGCAGCACUCAAGAACUAGUAUUCGACAACCAGGAAUAGAAUCCUCAUAUGAUCCAGAGACAGGACGACAUGAAGUUAAGUUGACUCAUACUUCAUAUGGUACGCUACCAGAAUGGAUUCAAAGACAGGGACAAGAGAACAAUGAAGAUGGUUCUGACACUUUGCUACUAUCUGAAGAUGAGGCACUUGCCAGAACACGUGAAACUGAACGUAUAUUAGCUGAAAGACAGCGGCAGCGUGAACGUAUUGAAAGUAUCCGUGCAGAUGCACGAAGUUCAGAGAGCGAACGUAAUGAGGAAUUACUUGCCAGACAACAUGAACGCGAACGUCUUGAAAGGACUCGCGAAGACACGCGUCUGUCUGAAACUGAACGAAAUGAGGAACUUCUUGCAAGGCAACGCGAACGACGGCGUCUUGAAAGAAUUGUCGAAGGCUCAAGUCCUGAAGGUGAUGAAGUACUUAUCGCCCGACAGCGUGAACGAGAACGUCUCGAGCAUGAACGUUUGCGACGAACCGAAAAUGAAUACCCAGAAAAUGAGGAUUUGGCGGAACGACAACGCGAACGCGAGCGUCAAUUAAACGCAAGGAGACUUGAUAGGGAACGCAUUGAGGCAUCAAGGCUUCGAGAGAGGGAACGGAUUCAGGCCGAGAGACAAAGAGCAAGAGAAAGAGCAGCUAGGGAGAGAGAAGAAAGAGAAAGAGAGGAAAGGGAAAGAGAAAACGUAUCAUAUCCAGAAACAUUCCCACCUCGACCUCGAGAGACGGAUCGGCAACCUACCAGAGACACUGCACGACAAUCGUAUACAAGACAACCAGAGGGGCAAUGUAAUCGAGGCUGUUCUUGUCGAGAUCUAAAAGGAGAACCGGGAUUAAUGGGAAUGAAGGGACAAGCUGGUCGUGAUGGUGCUCGUGGUCCUCAAGGACGUGAAGGUGUUCCUGGGUUCAAAGGUCAGAAAGGAGAAACUGGGUUUACUGGAGCAGAAGGAGAAAAGGGUAAUGUGGGUCCACCAGGAAGUCAGGGAGUACCAGGUCCUUCAGGCUUACCGGGUCCAAUAGGUCCGAGAGGUGCACAAGGUGUACCAGGACCUCAUGGUGAACCAGGUAUUGUUGGUCCUAGAGGUGAAAAGGGCGCUCCCGGGUUUGAUGGCCCGAUGGGUUCUCGCGGUUUUAGAGGUCCAGUCGGUUUACCAGGCAUGCCGGGAAAUAAUGGGAAAGAUGGUGACAAUGGUUUACCCGGUCUACCAGGGCCCAGGGGUCUUCAUGGAUGUGAUGGUCUAAACGGAAGUCGUGGUGCAGAUGGUAUUCCAGGCAGACCAGGUCAAUCGGGACCAAGAGGCCCACCUGGGAUUUCUCAAAGAGGUCUACCAGGACCACCUGGACCGCCAGGAGAGUUUCCACUUGGAGCCAGUUCUAUUCGGGAAUGGAUACAUGAAAUUGGUCCUUUGCCGGCCGGUGAAAAGGGUUCGAAAGGUGACAGAGGAUCCCGUGGUAUACCCGGUGUAGGACAAAAAGGCGAGAUUGGUCCUGUGGGCGUACCUGGACCAAGAGGAUUCGCCGGUCAGUCAGGAGAAAGGGGUUUCACAGGUCUUCCGGGUGUGUCCGGGCCUCCUGGCCUUCCAGGAGAAGUGUUAUAUGGGGACCGUGGAGCUAAAGGUGAACCAGGUGAACGAGGCUUACCAGGACGCGAUGGUCUUGUCGGGUUACCUGGUUUAAAAGGAGAACCCGGUGUGGGAAGGACUGGUUUGCCAGGUCUUUCUGGAGAACCUGGUCAAAAGGGGGACCGUGGUCCCAGAGGAAGUGAUGGUCAAUCUGUCCGUGGUCCAGUCGGACCGCAAGGACGACAGGGUCCGAUUGGGCCAGCAGGCCCAUCUGGUGUCGGUCGUCCUGGGCCUCCUGGUUUAGAAGGUCUUAAUGGAUUGAAAGGCGAACCCGGGCGUAAUGGACGAGACGGGCUUUCCGGAGAGAAAGGCGAUCGAGGACUUCAGGGUAUCCGUGGGCCUCCCGGUGAAACCACAACAGGUAUCAAUUUUGGUCGACCCGGUCCCCAAGGUCCCGCAGGAGAGCCAGGCUAUGGAAUAAAAGGUGAAGCGGGCCGGGAUGGUAUACCCGGCGAACCAGGUGCUCCCGGAAGAGAUGGCUUACCAGGAUUGCGAGGUGAUGAUGGCUUACAAGGUCCUCCGGGUCCUGCUAGUGAAGGAUUGCCGGGACUCAAAGGAAUCCGUGGUUCACCAGGAUUCCCUGGUCUACCUGGAGAAGAUGGUAUUCCUGGCGAAAGAGGACUGCGAGGAUUUCCCGGCGAAGCCGGUCCACCAGGUGAAGAUGGUUUACCGGGUACAAUAGGACCUCCCGGGUUAGAAGGACUUCCAGGUGUAAAAGGCGAACGUGGAUUUUCCGGAGCUGAUGGACGUGACGGACUUCCUGGUCAGGAAGGCCCAAUCGGACCUCGUGGAUAUGAUGGACAAAAAGGAGAAUCAGGAACAUCAACUCUUGGAGUAAAAGGAGAUAAGGGAGAUCCCGGUGAAGGGUUGCCUGGUCGUCCUGGAAUUGAUGGUUUGCCUGGUUUGAGGGGAGAUUUGGGACUAUCUGGACCGCCUGGGGAAGAAGGAUCUCCUGGCCCAAAAGGUGAAAGGGGUAUACCAGGAUUUAGAGGCAAGCCAGGAACUCCAGGACAACCAGGACUCAGUGGAGAGGUUGUUCAUGGAUCGAAAGGCGAGAGAGGUGAUCGUGGUAUUGAUGGUUUAGAUGGGCUUCCUGGAAAUUCGGGUCCAGUUGGUGCACCAGGAAUACAAGGUUUGAGAGGUGAAUUAGGGUUAACAGGUGCACCAGGCUUAGAUGGUUUGCCGGGGGAGGUAGGACCUCCUGGUGUUGAUGGAAUACCUGGAGAGCCCGGGGCACCAGGAUUUCCUGGAGGUAAAGGGGAACCUGGUCGAGAUGGUUUACCUGGAUUACCAGGCCAAAGAGGAUUAGUGGGAGAAACUGGUUUUGGUGAAAGGGGUCCCCAAGGAUUUAAAGGAGAAUCUGGAGAUUCAAUAGUUGGUCCUAGAGGCAUACCCGGACAGAGAGGUGAUAUGGGAAUCCCUGGUUUAGAUGGAGAACGAGGCCCACCUGGUCUGCCAGGACUUCAAGGAGAACGUGGUGAAACGGGUUAUGGACUGGAUGGUGAAAAAGGUGAAAGGGGUAUUCCAGGUGAGGGACUUCCUGGCCCCAUAGGAUAUCCAGGAGAACCCGGACGACCAGGAGAAUCUGGCGAAAGAGGACCACAAGGACCACCCGGUUAUGGAGAGAGAGGUUCACCCGGAGAGCCAGGUAUUGGUCUGACUGGUCCAAAAGGUGAUAGAGGAGAAGUUGGGUAUGGUGAACCAGGAGGCCCUGGACCAGUGGGUAUACCUGGACCAUCAGCGUAUGUAUAUGUACGUCACAGCCAAGCUUCAAAGGAAACCGGAUGUUACAACAGACAUACUAUUUUAUGGAAAGGUUACAGUUUACUACAUACCGAAGACGACGGAAGAGCUCAUUCACAAGACCUUGGACAAUCGGGAUCCUGUCUUCCUCAUUUCGCACCUAUGCCUACACUUUUCUGUAACAUUCACAACGUCUGUUACUACGCAAGUCGAACGGCUACAAGCUAUUGGCUAUCCACGGAGUCACAAAUGCCGAUGAUGCCAGUUAGUGGAACGCCGAUGUAUAGGUAUGUGAGUCGUUGUGCUGUGUGCCAGUCACCCACACCAAUGAUUGCAGUCCAUAGCAUGACAACUCGCGUACCUUUCUGUCCAGAAGGCUGGACACCAAUGUGGGCAGGCUACAGUUUUGUGAUGCAUGCAAUCGGUACAGUUUCCGGUGGUCAGAAUCUUCAAAGUCCUGGAAGUUGUCUCGAACAUUUCUCAACUCGACCAUUUAUAGAGUGUACCAGUAGAGGUCAAUGUCAUUAUUUCUCUGAUAAGUUUGCAUUCUGGCUGGUAGCUGCUUCAGAUCAGGAACGACUUAACCCUCAAAAAGAAACAUUGAAAGGAUUAGAACAUUUAAGACGUGUGGGAAGAUGCGCUGUGUGUAUGAUGAAGCCUGUGGAAUAA
This is a messenger RNA of Lottia gigantea (owl limpet), 4359 nucleotides long. RefSeq lists its product as hypothetical. The transcript is spliced from 19 exons. Gene Ontology annotation, cellular component: collagen trimer. Lineage: Eukaryota; Metazoa; Mollusca; Gastropoda; Lottiidae. The record is from RefSeq and is a predicted model, not a curated record. Gene Ontology annotation, molecular function: extracellular matrix structural constituent. Bases 1 to 4359 code for a protein of 1452 amino acids.